This is a messenger RNA of Metarhizium brunneum ARSEF 3297, 1149 nucleotides long. RefSeq names its product Feruloyl esterase A. The record is from RefSeq and is a predicted model, not a curated record. NCBI's taxonomy places the organism in Eukaryota, Fungi, Ascomycota, Sordariomycetes, Hypocreales, Clavicipitaceae. Gene Ontology annotation, biological process: lipid metabolic process.
AUGCAUCUCUCAACCAAACACUUGAGUGUUCUGCUCGGCGUCGUAGCAGCAACCUCUGCCGAAAUCGCCUCACAGGAUUUCCUCCAUAACAUCACCACCUACGCUCGCUAUGCGGCCUUUGGAUACUGCGACAACUUGACAGACGGCAGGGACAUCAACUCCGGAACCAAAGUCUGUCCCAGCGACGGCGGAAUCCCCGGCGGCUGCGGCGACCUUGCGGAUUCCGUCGUCGUCAUGGAAUUCCCCAGCGCCGAAGGCGUCUCGGGCUUCGUCGCCGUCAACAAGAAAACGGAGAAAAUUGUCGUCUCCUUCCGCGGAACAGGCAGCGCAAAGGACGUCGUCGCCGACCUGAAGACUUGCAAAACACGGGCUGGCCGGACACUCUUCCCAUGGCUCAACGAACAGCGGGAAAAGUUUGGCAACGCUUUAAAUAAAGGUUUCAGGAACGUCGUCGUCAAUAUCGUCGGGGCGGCCUGUUCACUGGCGGGCCAACCUCCGGCCGGCGACCGCGAUGAUCUCCUCCCGCUCUGCCACAACUGCCUCGUGCACACGGGCUUUUUCGAAGGCUUCAUGGGCAUCAAGGACAAGAUGUUGACGACGGUCCGGCAGCAAAAGAAGGACUACUCCAACUUCGAAGUCGUCGUUACCGGGUACUCGCUCGGCGCGGCCGUGGCCACCUUGGCAGCGACAUAUCUCCGCAAGGCUUCGUUUGAAUUGGACUUGUAUACGUUUGGGUCUCCCCGCGUGGGCGACGCCACGUUUGCCGAGUUCGUCACCAACCAGGGCCGCGGGAAGAACUUUCGCAUCACCAAUGCCGACGACCCCGUGACGAAUGUGCCUUGGAAUGAUCCGGGCUUUGCCCACGUUUCGCCAGAGUAUUGGUUCCCCGGCGGCAUUGCCACCAAGGAGAUGCAGGUCUGCGAUGGGGUGAACAAUGUCGCGUGCAGUGGGCAGUUUGAGUUCAAGCUUGGAAACGUCGUGAAGGGUAAGGACGGGAUGAGGCCCCAUUUGUGGCAGAACUAUGCGGUUGGGUUUCCUUUUACGGGGGCUACGGCCUGCCCGGGCCGAGGGGGGCGAGAACUUGAAGAUGCUCCGUUUACACCGGAGGAGAUUGCUGAGAUGAAGAGACUUGCGGAGCAGAGUGACUAG